AUGGAUGGUGUACGAGGUUCUGGAUGUCCUGGAGUUAAGGUUGAUUGGAGAGCGGGAAACAUCUUUACAACAUUCCCAUGGCAGAUGUUCCAACAGAAGGACACGCCAUUCUGGCUGUCGCACGUUGCAGGUCAUGGGGACGAUUGGGUCAUUCGCAUACGUUCGAAUCGGUGCAAUCCGCGUGUCAACACCAAUGGCACAGUUUGCGAGGAUUGCACUAGUACGCGACAGCAGCGAACCUUCCGCAAUGCUGAGGACCGUGCAAAGGAAUCCACCACGCCCCCACAUAUGAAUGCCUUAUAUCUUACCCAUGAUCAACUCGCUGCUAAAUUGGCAAAGAAGGGAAUAUCUAUACGGGAUUUGCAACAGACGGUCCGACGCCGAAAUAGUAGCUUGAACAGUGCACAUCGAGCUGUUACAGACCACAAGCGACUGUUGUCAGCGAUUGCAACGGAGGACGUAAAUCGAAUGAAGCACUUGGUUGCAUCAGGCAUCCGCAAUUGUAUGAGCGCGAAGGCGAUUCUUUCAAAUAUAUCCAACACCAUCAUCAAUCUUCGCACCGUCAAGCAAUACGGCCAAACUGACCUUGAUAUUGCAAUGCUAAUCCGGCAUUAUGGAGGUCGCAAGUGCCUAUUUGCGAUGUCGAAAGCUCUGGGAUUACCCUCGUUGAGCACGCUCAAUAGAUCAGCACAAUGGUCCCCAAUCUUACCGUGUACAGGUGACCCCCAACUCCCAUUAUUACUCGCCAACCUGGAAGCUAGCUUUCCAUGUGACAUAUCUCCGCUACCAACACCCUCGGGAUAUUGCCUUCAAAUAGAUGGUGUCGCGAUCCGCCGCAACGUUCGGUGGAUCCGCCGUCUUGAUUCAAUUGGUGGCUUAUGUCGGGAGCAUGUAGAUGAUCUCGAUAUCUCCAUGCGAACCCAUGAUACUACAAUGCGAACAUGGGAAGCAGUUCAUGGCAAUGAACCAACUUGCCAUUAUGGCUCGGAGGCAACUGUUGCUGUUUUUGGGGCGUUCAAUGGCGUGGACUACGAACCACGACCAGUCCUCGUGUCAGCAACAUGCAACGCGGAGAAGGCACCUGAGUUUGCGAGCUUAGUCCGGCUACUGGGAAAGGCAUGGGAUCAGAAUGCAUGUGGUGUUUAUGGUGCACUUUGGUGUAUCUCAACGGAUGGAGCCUCGACAAUGCGCCUUGGGUGUCAUCAAGUGUGUACCACACAUGAACUCGACACAACAAACCCUUUAUUCGGCUACCUUGGGGGCCUUCCUGGGCUGAAUCUCGCAUGCGGUGCCGAUAAUGUGACAUAUUCUUCGGACCCAAAGCACUGUAUUGAACGUAUAGCAACUCUACUGCGAAGCAAGAAUGGGAUGAUGCUCAAUCGGCAACAUAUCAAUUCCGCACAUCUUCACUCCUUUCUUGUCCUCCUCGAUGGCGAAGAUGAUGCAAGUGUUCGAACCUUGAUUGAUCCGGCUGAUCAUCAGAAUGUCCCUCGUGCGGUCAAACUGAUGAUAAUGAUCAGUAUGAUCUCAACAUUGAAGGACUCAACUGUACGACCAAUUGACGAGCCAGUCCUCAACGUGCUGCUGGCGUUGAAUGAUCUCAUCAGUGCCUUCCUUGAGCCAUUCAUUAAUCCAAUUCUGUCUCUCAGUGAACAGCUUACCUCACUGGCAAAAUUUGCUCACCUCGCGUUUGUCCAUCAUCGUCUUCAUGGCACCAGCUUCAUGACAAACCAGCUAUAUGCAGACCUCCAGGGUGUGGUCAAAACUGCAUUCUUCUGUGUUGCCAAGCAGAAGGUCCUUGACCGCAGCAAGUCUUUCUAUCUCUACCAACAAGGAUCGGAUCGUUUAGAGCAAACCUUCGGUACCAUUCGGUCAAUGACUCACGAUCAAAAUGUCGACAUCGUUCAGCUAUGCGAGCGACUCUCUGAUUGUGUAGAUGUCGAUAAAAUUUUCACCAAGCAUCCAGACUGGAAACGUGCACAUCGUCGACUGUCGUACACCGGCACAGAAGGUGUCGACCAUGUAAAUCCAGCAUAUUUCACAGGGAACCUAGUCGUCGAUGAUGUCUUGUUAUCAGGUGUUUGGAGAUCUGGCCGAAUCGAGGCUGAGUUAGCACUACGAGAUCGGCACAUAGACUUCGACUUGAAGGAUGCUCUUCGGGCUGAUGAUGUCAACUUCUUGUGUCCCUAUGGUGGAAGGAAAUUCGUCGGCGUCACUGAAGAACACGAUCCAUCUCUAGACGACGCAACCGAUCCUGUCCCAGACGUUGAAUCAGUGGUUACCGAUACCCAGGAGUCGAACCAUGCAAGUGGUCAACAUAUGACAGUUGAUUCGACACUAUCAACAUCUCCAACAUCGGAUUCUGUUAAAGACGAACUCACAGAUGAUGAUAUACAUCUGGAAGACUACAUCGGUGACGAACCUGAUCAAUAUGGAGAAGUCACGACAUCUGAAGAUAUCCCGGCUGACUGGUUGGAAGUUCCGACAGGCAAUGGAUCCGAAACGAAGCCGAUUCACAAGGCGUCUGUGUUGGCAUGCCUGUUCAAGUCAGGUGUCACGAAGCUAUCGGCGGACAGGCUAUCACGGGUACGUGGGUACACAAAAGACUUCAAACGUGAGGAAGAGGCAGCCGAGAGUCCAAUGGGAGAAGCCAUUCUGCGGGUCAAGGAUGUAGUCGUCAGUGUGGUUCAAACCAGCGACAAGGUAAUUGCACCAGUCUUUGUAGCGGUCUCUUCCAUAAUCAAGAACGGCAAGACAGUCAUAAGUGCCACCCUCGAUGAAAUGCACUCUUCUGAGGCUACCGGUAUCCAUAUUGCAGGACAAGUUCUCGCAGCUGACCUCUGUGAUUUUGAUGGUAGCACUAGCUUGGUCUGGAAUGGAGACUACUCUUCUUUUAUUCCACCGCGAGCAAACCGGAAGCAACCAACAGCCCCAGUGUUGAAUUCAGGACCAACCAACGGCUUCAAAAAUUGCCAUCUUAUUGAUUUCCCGGGCCACCUUGUUUUCCCUCUCAAUGAAGGCCUCGUUUCCAGUGAAAAACUACCUGAAUCACUCACAAAAUUGAACCUCGAAGCCCUCGGUAGAAAGAAUACAUCCUACAUAACGCUUACCAAUUUCGACGACCUGAUUGCUACUGAAUUCGAAACUGUGCCGCUAUCAGCCUAUCAGAAGCUGAAGAAUGUUGGUAGCGCAGCCGGAGUUCCUCUCAUGGACUCAGCAGCUGAACCUUUCGUAGUCAAAGAUGCAACUAAAGCACUUGUGACCAAGCAAAUGGCAACGAAAUCAAGUAAGAUCGAUUGCCAUCAAUGCGGGAAAUCUAUCAAUCAUACGGAUGGACGUGGUCAUGCUAGCGAGCACAUUCUAUUGAAGCUCGCUGGUUUGAAGGAGCAGGGACUUCGUGAGGAGAUCAGUGAUGUUCUGAAUGCGUGCGGAUUCUGUGGAAAGGGCACUUGCGGGACAACAUCGAUGAAGCCUCAUUCCAAAAUGGAAGUGGCAUCUGAGUGCCCUCGCGCACACCCGUUUGUGCUUGGCCGUGCUGUUCAAACAACCGGACGGCAUCCAUCUACAAAUGUACCCGUGCGUUGCCGUGUCUGCCCUUCUGAACACCCAACAUCCCUCUGGAAAUAUUCUAUGUUUCUUCACAUCAAACUCUCGCACCCUCAUCUUUGGGAUCACGGGUUAAAUCAGCCGAAAAACCUACCUUCUGCAUUCUUGGACGACCUUCGAGUUUCGCAACAAGAACUAUCCUACAUCUUGAAAUCAAGACCCACUAUCAGGCCCAAUCCAGAUACCCCACCGGCCGUCUCACUCCCAUUCAAUCCAGUGAUACGAGGCCUCGAAGAAGAUCUCCCCAAAAUUUUUACAUUCUUCGCGGCAAUCACGAAUGUGCUAGUAUCAACAGAAUAUACGGGUCCUACGAUGAAUGUAAACGUCGAUAUAAUAUCAAGCUAUGGAAAACGUCCAUGGAUUGCUUCAAUUGUCCACCUAUCGCUGCAAUCGUCGAUGAGACAAUUUUGA
Messenger RNA from Pleurotus ostreatus (oyster mushroom), 4017 nucleotides. RefSeq lists its product as uncharacterized. The record is from RefSeq and is a predicted model, not a curated record. Bases 1 to 4017 code for a protein of 1338 amino acids. Lineage: Eukaryota; Fungi; Basidiomycota; Agaricomycetes; Agaricales; Pleurotaceae. The transcript is spliced from 7 exons.